Messenger RNA from Aphanomyces invadans, 959 nucleotides. RefSeq lists its product as hypothetical. The transcript has a single exon. NCBI's taxonomy places the organism in Eukaryota, Oomycota, Saprolegniomycetes, Saprolegniales, Verrucalvaceae. Gene Ontology annotation, biological process: ubiquitin-dependent protein catabolic process. The record is from RefSeq and is a predicted model, not a curated record. Gene Ontology annotation, molecular function: phosphatidylinositol binding; ubiquitin protein ligase activity. Bases 119 to 919 code for a protein of 266 amino acids.
UAUAGGUGGCGAAUGUUGGUCUUUUACAGCGUCGUGUUCUUCGGACUGUGAUUGGCCAGCGCGGUUGAUCGGGGCAACCAGGCGGCACUUUUCGUUUUGCCACAUCCUUGUCGCAUCGAUGCCGCCGUCCAAGCAACACUCGAUGACGGCGUCGCCCGCCGACCGCGUCCACACCACGCAAGACUGGGUCCAGUGCGCCCAUGACGACCUGAAGCAAGUCAACGUCCACACCAGCGCGCUCCGGAUGGCGUACCGAGACAGUGACCCGUUCACCGUGUACACAUUGAUUGUGUCGUGCGCGUCGACGAAAGCGUGGUGGGUCAUCCGCAAACGGUACUCGCAUUUCUACGCGCUCCGGCAAACCCUUGUCGAGAAGAUGCGAACUAUGUCGAAGACCAAGUCGAUCUACUACUCGGACCUGCAAUUGCUCCUCCAACCCAUCGUCAAAUUUCCAUUCCCGAAGAAGUGCCUCCGACUUGACACUGUCGCGAUCAUGACCCACCGCAAAAACGCGUUUACGACUAUCACAACCAUGCUCAUGCAACUUCGAUCGGCUAUGCUCGUGCUGGCUGUUCGCCAGGCAAACAACAAAGCACUUGUCGACGAGUUGAACGACUUGCGCUCCAAGUUGGACACGUUCCUAGGUGUUCCAGAUCGCCAAGUAGUCGAAGAAGCGCACCGCAUGUCUCUCCGCUCGUCCUCAUCGUCCGAACCCGAACACACACACGAACCAAACGACGAUGAGUGCCCUAUUUGCUUGUUCGCGUUGAAAGAGCCCUCCGAAAAUGGUAUUGAGGAGCGAGUCGUGCGAAUGGGCUGCAGCCACGCAUUCCACGAGAGCUGCGUUGUUCAAUGGCUCGAACGCAAGCCAUCCUGUCCAAUGUGCCGUCAAUACGCAGUCGAUGGUGUUAUUUUCUAAGUCCCAAGAGCUAAUUUAAUCCGAUACUUGUAUUAACGAU